GUCUCAUAGCGCGGGCUGCCGAUCUUGAACAGCAAUCAAAGCCUUGGCUUAUGUAAGAAGGGAGCAUUCAAAACCAAAUAGGACCUGUCCUGCACUCCCCACAAUUCAGGACAAGAGCACGCCUAAGACCUGGUGCCUGCAGGCAGGGGUUUCUCUGGACUGUGGUCAGGGGCAUUGCUCAGCAGAGGUUGCUGUGUCUUGCUCCCUGUAUGGCUAAACUAAGGCACUAAUUGAAGGGGUUGGCAAGAGAGCAGCGGGGGUGGGCAGGGGAUGGGUGAGGGAUUGGCUGCUGGAGAACUUUUGGACUGCGGAAUAUCGUGAUGCGUUGGUAGCUCUGCCUGCCAAAAGCACUCAAAGAACUCCAAGAUGGGAGGCAAGCUGAGCAAGAAGAAGAAGGGCUACAAUGUGAACGACGAGAAAGCCAAGGACAAGGACAAGAAGGCUGAAGGCGCGGGCACCGAGGAGGAGGGGACCCCGAAGGAGAGCGAGCCCCAGGCGGCCGCCGACGCCGCCGAGGUCAAAGAGAGCGCGGAGGAGAAGCCCAAGGACGCGGCCGCGGACGGCGAGGCCAAGGCGGAGGAGAAGGAGAGCGACAAGGCGGCGGCCAAGGAGGAGGCGCCCAAGGCCGAGCCCGAGAAGAGCGAGGGCGCCGCGGAGGAGCAGCCCGAGCCCGCGCCGGCGCCCGAGCAGGAGGCGGCCGCGCCCGGGCCCGCUGCGGGCGGCGAGGUCCCCAAGGCCGGCGGCGACACCACCACGGGCGCCGAGAGCACGGGCGCGCCCGACGGCGGCGCGGCCAAGGAGGAGGGCGAGGCCAAAAAGACUGAGGCUCCCGCCGGCCCCGAGACGAAAAGCGACGCGGCCCCGGCUUCAGACUCUAAACCUAGCAGCGCCGCCGAGCCCGCGCCCUCGUCCAAGGAGACGCCCGCCGCGGCGGCGUCCGAGGCGCCCAGUUCCGCGGCCAAGGCCCCCGCGCCCGCCGCGCCCCCCGCCACCGCCACCGAGCCGCAGGCCGAGCCUGUGCCAGCCGCCAGCUCCGAGCAAAGCGUGGCCGUCAAAGAGUAACCCGGGACAGCCUAGGCAGCAGCAGAAGCGACCGCCACUUGCAAAACGACCUGUCUCACGCUCUCUCUCUGUCUCUCACUCUGUCCUCUCUCUGUCUCUCUCUCUCUUUCUCUCCUAUACUAACUUG
This is a messenger RNA of Peromyscus eremicus (cactus mouse), 1189 nucleotides long. It is a transcript of the gene Basp1, whose product is annotated as brain abundant membrane attached signal protein 1. Gene Ontology annotation, molecular function: transcription corepressor activity; transcription cis-regulatory region binding. Lineage: Eukaryota; Metazoa; Chordata; Mammalia; Rodentia; Cricetidae. Bases 367 to 1062 code for a protein of 231 amino acids. The record is from RefSeq and is a predicted model, not a curated record. The transcript is spliced from 2 exons. Gene Ontology annotation, biological process: negative regulation of DNA-templated transcription. Gene Ontology annotation, cellular component: nucleus; cytoplasm.